Molecule: messenger RNA, 5874 nt
Organism: Odontomachus brunneus
Lineage: Eukaryota; Metazoa; Arthropoda; Insecta; Hymenoptera; Formicidae
Gene: Rcd1
Product: KAT8 regulatory NSL complex subunit 3
Exons: 8
Coding region: 508-4008 (1166 amino acids)
Biological process (GO): positive regulation of transcription by RNA polymerase II
Cellular component (GO): NSL complex
Source: RefSeq, a predicted model, not a curated record
AUUUUCAAAUUUGGCGCUAUAUGGCGCGUUAUGUCUUUAAAAUUGUUGAAGGUGGCGUCCUAAAUCUUCUGAAAUGGCACAUCGAUGCUUCUGAAACCUGGCAAUCCUAACUACUCUCUGAAAAAUUGUCGCUUCCAAAACUUGGCGACCCUGACCAUGAAUGAUGAUUUUUUUUUUUGAGGUUAUUCGUGAUGAAUGCGUUGAGCAUUCGUAAUAUCUUGCAUUAAAGCCACGAGGGAGCAACGUAUACACUCGCAGUAUUAUUCACAAAACAUUGAUGUCUCGCAUAUGAUUGUAACUUAAUGAAUAAAGAAACCUUCGAUGUGAUAGCGUGAAGCGAAUCUAGGUUAGUUUUCCACGUUUCUUGUACUGAUCUAACUGUUCAAUACAACAGGAGAACACAUACCGUAAUAUAACGGAAGCUUAUUGUCACUGCAACUUAGAGUAUCUGUGUAAUAUUUGAAUUAAGCUCAGAUAUUCAGUUACAUUGAUAAUUAAGCCAACAUAAUGUUAACAUCUGUAUCUACAGCACCUUCUACCUCAAUGGGUACUCCUGAGAUGUCAGGUCUGGCAAUGGACUCAUUCGAUGACAAUAUCCAUAGGUUAAUAUCUGAAUAUCUGCAGCAACUAAAUGGAAACUAUGAAAUGGAGGUUGAUAUAAUACUCAAAGAUCACUGUUACGCACGACCUUGGAACUGGAGGCCAGAAAAUAUUUAUGUGAAGCCCGUAAAAAGGCUGUUUUUUUCAAAGAAUACAGCAACAAGUGACAAGAAUAGGAAAAAUGAAGAAAUUAUUGUGGAAGAUACUGGAAAUGACUCACCGGUAUUGCCGUUAGAUCUGACAAAAGCUCGACAACAAAUGGAUGAAUUUCAACGAAUAACGAAUAUCGCGCGACCAGAAGAAGACGAGGACUGGGAGGACAAGAUAGACAAAACAUUUUGGUCUUCCACUCAGAAUCGAAUAUUCACCAGAGUUACGCGUAUACUAAGCUCAGAAAGACUCGCAAGAUUAGCCAAGGCCAAGAGCAGUGUGGAGCCGAUUUUUCGACGAACGUCUGUGGAUAUUGCGGCGAGAAGAUUUCGGGAGACUUUGGCGUCGACUGGAUGGGACUGGAGGCUGGUGCAGUGGCUGCACCACUUACUGUUCGAGCAUCUUUCCCAGGAAUAUUUGGUCAUUUAUUUGGACAUCUUACAGACUCUAAGACCAAAGAUCACUCAACUAAUCGACAAGAUGAUCGCGGUACAACCGAAUAUUAACUCCAAAACGGGCCCUGUAACGUGGGAAAUGCUCGGGUCGCUCUUAAAACGAUCGUGGGAUCCUGUUUCACAGAGUCUGAGCGGGAGUAGACUUAAGAAAUUGCCCGGAAAUCCAAUUUUAAUAAUAGUACCCUCCGGCAUUACGUCGAGCGUUUCUUCUCGUCAGACCAAAUGGAUCGCGCAGCUGGGCUCUUUAGGCAUGGUAGUCACCGUUCAUACUCAUCUGGGAUUGGCAGCCAACAGGAUGACCAUGUUGGUGUUUAUGGAUCAGCUAGUUCAAGCUACAAGAGCAAAGAUACAGGACGUCAGAAGCGACAGUCCUGGCAGGCCGAUAAUAUUAGUUGGUUUCAAUACUGGCUCGGCGCUCGCCUGUCAGGUAGCACAGAUGGAACACGUAACCGCCGUCAUCUGCAUCGGAUUUCCUUUCGUGACGGUUGAAGGGAAGCGAGGUACACCAGACGACACCCUGAUGGACAUUCGUUGUCCCGUAAUGUUCAUCAUAGGACAAAACGCCACUCUCGCGACGACCGAUGACUUGGAAGAUUUGCGAGAGAAGAUGUUGGUCGAGACGAGUCUGGUGGUUGUAGGCACGGCGGACGAUCAUCUCAGGAUAUCUACAUCCAAGAAGAUACUCGAGGGUAUCACACAAAGCAUGGUGGACAAAUGCAUACUGGAUGAGAUCGGCGACUUCGUCGGUGGUAUCCUGCUGCAACCGCACCCGUUGCCGUUAAGACCAACGCUGGCGGCUAACUGCGACAACAAGAGCAAGAAGGAGUCUCACAAACGACGGAACUCGACCAGCAGUUCCGUGGAGAGCGAACCCAAUUCGCCGAUCGUGAAGAAAUCGCAGUCGAAUACGCCGGUGACGCUGCCGUCGGUCGGGACGAACGCAACGUCGGGCGCGGUUCCCAAGGUGGGCACAUACAGUAGCCAAACUAAUUUGGGGCAAGCGGGCGGACAACACACUAACCAUACUCCCAAUCCGAAACGAAAGCGAGCCGCGGGCAACCAGAAAAACCAAUUUGGCGAACACAUUAAAGCUACCAGGUUCCCGGGACAGACAAACAUCAACGCGGAGAAUGGUAUAACACUCAAUAUCGGCACACUGGCGAGUCUGGCACCUAUAGGACCGAUACGUUUAGCACCCACUACUGUUGGCCAGAUUGCGAGCUCGUCUCCCAAGACAUCCAGCACGUCCAAAUCCGCGAGUGCAUCCGUUAAGAUGCCGAAAAUCGUCUCAAAUGUGCCGCUACAAGGUGUCUCGAAGAUAAAAACACUCGUGCCUUCCUACACGCCCAUUACGAACGUGAUCUCGCACAAUUAUAGACAAAUGAAUGUACCUGAUAAGAGCGGAGACGCGAAACUCAUGAGUGUUUUCACCACUAGCGGAAAUCAAAUUCGAGUUAACACAGCCGCUGGAGGAACUCUUAAACCCAUCACAUCGAGUGGCGCAUUGUCGAAUCUUUUGCAAGCUGGGAAGAGCUCCACCACGAACGCCGCGUCCUCCGCCCGUGUGUCGUCGGCUUCCAGUAUACUACUGACGACCAGCAAUUCACCGACCAAUAGUAUAGCGCCGUCCACGUCAUCCAAUUCAAAAGCGAUGGAGGAGAUGGAGGUAAGCAGUGACGCUCACCCAGCGAUACUCAGUUCGACUCAUUCGCUGGACGUGUCGAAGCUGGCACACUUGUCACGACAAGGGACCGCAGCCACCAAUAGUGAUAACUCACAUAAUACAUCAUGCAGUAACAUAGUCAUUAUCGAGAAUUCGCUUCAGAAUCGAGGCGCGCCAUCAUCGGUGAUCAUGCCGUUCAACAACCAAGGCUGUCCAGGCAGCGUCUUGCCGUUGUCCAAUAAACUAAAGAUUUCCCACAAAUCCAUGAAGACGAUGCCGAAGAUUACCGUCAACACGAACAAUUUGCAGCGACUGCAGCAGAAAGGGAAACCUCAGCAGAGCGUACCGAAGAAGAACCCCGUGAACGACAUAGACGACGAUCUGGGAAAUAUACUGGACAUACCGAUAAUAUUCGCCAAGGAUGACGACAACUUGGGCAACAUUGACAGGAUACCGGUCAUGGCGACGAUGACGAAGGAGCCCCAGGAGAAGCCGAAAUUGAACAGCACCACCAAAGUGGUUCUCAUAAGCAAUAAACAGGACAAACUGCAACAGACACAACAGAGCAAGCUCGGCCCGAGCUCCACGCAGGCCGUUAUAUGUUCGACUAAUAUGCCUAUGCAAAACCUGAAUCACCUGAUACUGCAGGCCCGAUCGCAGAGCGGCAACAACGGCAACAGCAGCGUCAUGCCGGCGAAGAACAGAGUCGGAGUGCCGAUGGAAAGUCGACUGGUGCAACCGACCGUCAAGUAUACCAAGAUCAUCUUGGCGAAGAGGAACGCGCUACCGCCUCAGCAGAGCAAGAGAGGCGAGCAGGUAACCGCGACGAAGAUCUCGGAUGACUCGAGCGCGCCCAAGAUCUUGACUUUCGAGAAGGAUGACAAUAGAUUCGUGCAGGCGUCUUCUAGCGUAUCAACCAGCUAUGAGGAUCCCUUUGCGAGUGAUAUAUUGGAGAUCGAGGACGCCAUCAAGACGAAUAUCAUAGAACGCAAGUACACAUCUACGCCUACGAUCGAUCCAACGUCACCCAUCACUCUCGCCGAUGACAACUGUCUCGCUGAUAUAUUGGACGAGACGAAAUUGGACGAGUCGCAACCGGAACAGUCCACCUUUGGCAAUGCCGGUGAAACGCAAUCGUAGAAUCCGCAGGAUUGUUUCCUGAGAAUUAAGAAGUUAAAUAUUUAGAAUUGUUCGGGAAAUAUUCAGGUUUCUGGCUCCUCGCCGCGAAACUCUCGAUUGAUGGUGCCAGAGACGAGAAAAAAUACGAUAAAAAUUGCGAAAACAUUUCUUGGAAAAUGCGUUAAGAUAAAAAGAUAUACCCAUUGAUAUGACACUCGCAAUCGAUCGGGCACAUCUACAAAACACUAGUCCACUUUCCUUUUAUUUUAACAAUGAUCGUAAAAUUAACGUGACAUGCAAUCUACUUUUUUAAACCAUAUUCCUUCAUGAUUUUGUCACGUUAACAAUUUACAGUUAUUUAUUGAUUGUUAGAACAAAAAGAAAAUGUUCGAACUAUUUUACUCAUUAUCUACUCGAACGAUUGCAAGUGUCAUUUUAUGGAUACAUCUUUUUAUUUCUACGUAUUUUGCAAGAAUUCUCAGCGUAUAUUUUCUCGCGUCUGACAUCAGCAAUCAAGAUGAUCGCGACGAGAAGUCUUAGUGAUGCGUUGAUUGUGCGAUACGCGAUGUUCGCGAAGUAUGUAUUUCGACACGAUAAAUCGAUAUUAUUUCGACAGAGAUCUAACAGUACAAUAUAAACAUAAUCCUGUACUGAUCUCUAAAUUUCAACGUAGCCACGAUUAACGUGUUUUAUUAUUGUAUAUAUCGCGUAUACAAAUUCUGAAGCGCGAUCUACUUUUAAGUUCUACGUGUUACAUGUGCAUGACACAACAUGCAAGAGAGAGAGGACGGAAUAUUUAUUGUUCGAUUAUUUAUAAACGCUUAAUAAUAUUAAAUAUAUCUAUUCUCUUCCAUAUACACAUAAUGCCCGCUAUUAAUACCGAAUUGGCCAAAGAAUUCGAAAGACGACAAAUAUAUGCGGGGUGUUGAUAGCGGGAGAACAUUACUUCCAUAAAUUAAACACUAUAUACACACAAUACCUUCAUACGCGACUUCAACGUGUGAAAAACACAUAACGAGUAAAUUAAGGGUUGUGGCAUGCAGAAAAAUGCAAACAGUAAAACUUAGAGCCUCCGCAUAGGAAUAUCCGCAUCGCGCUUCAAGUUGCGUUACAAGCUGCAAGUUGCUUGUUGUAAAUUGAAGUCCGUACAUAAUCGUAAACUUAACGCACGAAGAAAAACUUCUUCUUAUAGGGUUGAUGGGACGAGAGUUUUUCAACUCCUUAAUCCAAUCCAAUUUAUGAGACCAUCGGUCUCCAAAAAAUCACAAAGAAAAACUGAAGCAACAAGAUGUAAGCAGUAAAAAAUCGAUCAAUCACACUCGAUUAUUCUUUGACCAUAAGGAGAAUCGUCGAUUGUGAUUGGUCAAUUUUCUUAUUGUUUAAAUUUUACUGUUUAAAUUUUACUGUCAAGUUUGUGCGUUCCCAGCCUUACUGUUUACAUCUUUCUGUGUGUCACCCAUCUUACUUAUAGACAGUAUUGCUGUAAAAGCUCGCGACUACGGCUUAAUCUUCAGUUCCCAGUGGAGUGUCUCCAUUUUGCGACGUGAACAUCAAAUACAUUUUCUUGCUUAGUUCCGGACCGACUUUACGCACAGCCGUGAGGGGUCCCGCCGCUCUUCUGAUCUGUUUAGUAUUACAUAUAUGUUAUAACAUAUUUAUUACAUCAUCAAAUCGUAUAAGCCACAGUGGAACACACUGUGAUUUAUGUGGAAGUGUAUUUCGCGAUAUGUAAACUGCGACUGAUAGAUCUGCAUUUGUAUGCAGUGAGUUUAAACGAAUAUGCAGUAGACAGAAUUCUGUUAGAAGCAACUCUUGAAUGUCUCUGAUAAUUUUAUUACUUUAUACCGCAAUUUGCUAAACUGGAGAAAUAAAAUUGAAAAUCACUCA